Molecule: messenger RNA, 2900 nt
Organism: Coregonus sp. 'balchen'
Lineage: Eukaryota; Metazoa; Chordata; Actinopteri; Salmoniformes; Salmonidae
Source: the annotation of a GenBank genome assembly
UUCAACCAGGAGCAGAACGAGCAUUACCACACUCUCAUCCCCAAUAUAUUCCAGGUAAUACAGUACUACACUCUCAUCCCCAAUAUAUUCUAGGUAAUACAGUACUACACUCUCAUCCCCAAUAUAUUCUAGGUAAUACAGUACUACACUCUCAUCCCCAAUAUAUUCUAGGUAAUACAGUACUACACUCUCAUCCCCAAUAUAUUCUAGGUAAUACAGUACUACACUCUCAUCCCCAAUAUAUUCUAGGUAAUACAGUACUACACUCUCAUCCCCAAUAUAUUCUAGGUAAUACAUUACUACACUCUCAUCCCCAAUAUAUUCUAGGUAAUACAUUACUACACUCUCAUCCCCAAUAUAUUCCAGGUAAUACAUUACUACACUCUCAUCCCCAAUAUGUCACACGCAUACACGCACGCACACACACGCACACACACACACAGCUCUGUGUGGAAGAAGAAAGUGUUCCAAUUCUCGUAUGACUCCCUGAGAGCCAAUGAAAAAUGUGCAACACCUCUAAAAUAUCAAAUGGAAACCACAGUCCUUUUCACUGGAUAGAGAACAAUAGAGAGACAGAGAGAACAUUUUCAGACCUUUCGAAAGUUCUUGAAACCACUGCGCUCAGAACUUUUGGUGGUGCGUUGACCAAAUGCCUAUCAUGUCUUUACAUAUAAGUCUGUUUAGUCCUACCCCCUCAGCAUUGUAGUGUGGGACAACUUCAGGGCUACUAUGUUAUAGCAGGUGAUAGUAAUAACAUUGUAACAACAUGCUGAAAAUGAUGUGUUUGUGUGGGUGUGUAGAAACUCCAGGAGAUGGAGGAAAGGCGGAUCGAGAGGUUGGGUAUGUCCAUGAAGACGUACGCGGAGGUGGACCGCGAGGUGCUGCCUAUCGUAGGGAAAUGUCUUGACGGAAUGACUAAGGCUGCCGAGUCCAUUGAGCCAAAGACUGUGAGUACACACACACACACACACACACACACACAUACACACACACACACACACACACAUGAUUGUGAGUACAGUACUGUACCAGGUUAGAACCAUGUGGGUACUAUGUGUUGUUGAUGGUAUUCCUCCCUCACCAGAGUCCAGGCUCUCUGUAUGACUCAAUUCAAAAAUACUGGAGCUAUGUGCCCCACGCAUCUGCCUCAAAUGCUCAUCUGCUCAGUCGUAAUAGAACCUGGGAUUACAACUGGUAUGACUCCUUUCCCUGAAGCCCUCUCACUCACUCACUCACUCACUCACUCACUCACUCACUCACUCACUCACUCACUCACUCACUCACUCACUCACUCACUCACUCACUCACUCACUCAGCCACCUGACUCAACCAAUCACCACUGGGCUAAUUUAGACCCCGUCCCCAGACACUCCUACAGUUAAUGGUUUCUGAGAGCGAGCUGGGAAAACAGCAGGGUAGCAGGAGCAAUAAUGAGAGAAAGAGUGAAGUGAGAGUAAGAGAGAGAGAGAGAGAGAGAGAAGAGAGAUAUGCCUACACAGAGAGAGAGAGAGGCAGUGUGGGAGACAGAGAGAGAUGAGGGGGAGAUGUGAAGGAGAGUGAGAAGUGAAGGAGAGAGAGGUACGGAGAUGGAGAAAGAAAGUGGAAGAGAGAGAGCGAGAAGGUUCGCUGUGAGAGCGAAAAUUCACAAUUACACUCACAAUUAAAAAACUGUCUUUGCCAACCUCCUAUCUUCGCCAAGGGGCUCUCUCUCUCUGUCUGAUGGAGAAUGUUGCUAAAUUAAGUAUCACACUACAUCAUGGCAGGAGGGAGCAGCUAUUCUGGCUCUGGCCACUUUACUGUCUGCACACUCAAAGUUAACUAGCAGUUCCCUACAAAACUGGGAGAAGAUGAACUGAAGCACUUAACCAGAAAACAAACACCCAUGUUGUUAUUUUAUCUUGAUGCAUGAGUCAUUCAUAUUGGCCAAAACAAUUCUAUUUUUCAAGCAUUCAAUCCAGUAUGCUAAGAUGGCGGACCAUAUCUUAUUGCUAGCAAUAGGAAAUCAUCAGCUUUUCCCUGGGGUGUUUGUGUGUGGGUUAGAGAAGGAGGGGUGAUGACUAAGCUAAGGCCUGUGCUGUUGCCUGUUCCAGUAAACAAAGUAAGAAUAACAGAGUCACAUGGAAUGUCUCCCUUCCAUAUCCUCUCUACCCAGAACCGUAUAUACCUCCGGGCAGCAGCCAGGCUGAUGACCUCUAACCUUUGACCUUAUCAGUAUAGAUAGAAUAGAGAUCAAGACCUCACAGCCUGCUGAUUAAUGAGCUGCUUCCUGACUGUCAGUCCCUGACCUCUGGUGUUUUCACCGAAGCUCCUGUGUGACAGAUCCAGGUCAUUCCCCUCUUCCUCAGUUCAGGCUGUGGAACCUCCCUGACCUCCAAUCACUCUCUGCCUCCACCUUGAUUGAGCUGAAGUAGUGAACUGAUAACAACAACUGGAAAUAGUACAAUAACAAAUCAAGUCAUCCUGGUCUAGAACACUGUUAUUUUUGUCCCAUGCUAUUUCUGGACUUGGUUGAGGAAAACACAAUCUGGUUUUAGGAAUAGAAAUAAAGUGAAUAGUAUUGUUUCUUUAGAUCAGUGUUUCUAUCCUGUCUAUAUAUUUUUCUCUAUCCAGUCAUAUCCAAAUAUUUGUUUCGCCAUAAGACCUAGCAGAUCUGAAUUUCCCCUACUAUCUCUCUCCACCCAACCCCACCCCACCAGGACUCGAAGCAGGUGGUGGAGUCGUAUAAGUCUGGGUUUGAGCCCCCGGGGGAAGUCGAAUUUGAAGACUAUGGGCCAGGCCAGUCCAUGAAGAGGACUGUCUCUGAAACCAGCCUGUCGAACUCACGAGGAGAGGCAAAGGAACGACCCAGCGGGGGCAAGAGCAAGGGCAAACUGUGGCCUUUCAUUAAGAACAAGAACAAG